Fundulus heteroclitus (mummichog) is the source of this 2911-nucleotide messenger RNA. It is a transcript of the gene tox4a, whose product is annotated as TOX high mobility group box family member 4 a. Gene Ontology annotation, cellular component: nucleus. Gene Ontology annotation, biological process: regulation of transcription by RNA polymerase II. Gene Ontology annotation, molecular function: chromatin DNA binding. The record is from RefSeq and is a predicted model, not a curated record. Lineage: Eukaryota; Metazoa; Chordata; Actinopteri; Cyprinodontiformes; Fundulidae. The transcript is spliced from 9 exons. The coding region runs from base 362 to 2362 and encodes 666 amino acids.
GCCUCCGCUGUUAUCCCACAGAGGGCGCUAGCAGCUUUCCAUUGACGAACAUGCUUGUUCUGGGCCUCUAGUAAACUUAAGCCUGUAAGCAGACCGACACGUUGAGUCUGACCAUUCAAACUGGUUUCAUGUAGCUGUUAUUUACACCAGUUUAACCUCAUUUGAGUUUUAAAACCGAGAUAUUUAAAUAUAUCUUCGAUCGUAGCAGCAUGCUAAUCGCCUGUUUGCUGUUAGCUAGCUAGCUAGCUAGCUAGCAGCUCUAGAAACAGAUGUUAGCCCCCGGUUUGUAACGGGAUUUGAGAAGCAUCCUCUCGUCAAAAGUAUGAAAAGCGUGCUAGUUUGUUUAAAGUAACCGGGCUAAAUGGAUCUUAAGUUUUAUUCCGAGCUGUCGGAGGGCUGUCCUCCCAAUGUUGACACGGAGUUCAUGGACACCCAGGCUUACGGGGGAUACUCCGAGGAGAACAAGUUUUCGGAAGGCAGCGACAGCUAUCUGACCAUCGGCGGUGCCGGGCAUCAUUUCUUAUCCGCGGAGCAGACAUUCCACACUCCCAGCCUCGGAGACGAGGUCUUCGAGAUCCCCCCGAUCUCCCUGGACCCGGACCAGGCUCUGAGCAUCGGCGAGGCGGUGUCCCACUUCGACCUGACCGACAGCUCGGAGGACACCAGCGGGUCCUCGGGCUCCAGAAGCCUGGUCAGCAACCUGGUGGUGGAGGCCAACGAUCCGUCCUUCGCCUCCACCUUCGUGAACUCCGGCUCGCAGGGUCUGGAGCAGCUCAGCCUCGGGGCGAUGGGCCAAGGCGGAGGGGGAGCCCUGCUGAGCUCCUCUGCCCUGGAAAUGGGGAAUUCUGGCGGCUCCCAUUUCAGCCGUUCCCCUCCCAUGACCAUCGACGUUCAGCUGAGCGACUUGGGCCACGGUCUCCUGGAGGGCACCGCGCUCGGCGGCAUCAACCCGUCCGAGCUGACGCUGGGACUCGGCGGAGGCAACGCCGGGCGUCAUUCGGAAGCGCCCGACGAGCCGCUGCUCAUCUCCUCGUCUCCGGUCGGUUCCCUGCAGGACGAGGACAUGGACGACUUCAAGAGAAGCGUGCUGGUGGACUCGCCCGUGUCCCUCUCCUCCUCCCCGAUCCUGUCCCACGUGUCCUCCUACUCGGCGGCCCCGACCCCCGUCUCCCCGGCGGCGGCCCGGCGCGGCGGCGGGAAGCCUGCCGCUCUGGCCUCGGCGGCUGAGGCGGCCGGAGCAAAGAAAGGAAGGAAGAAGAAGGAUCCCAACGAGCCACAGAAGCCAGUGUCGGCGUACGCGCUGUUUUUCAGAGACACCCAGUCAGCCAUCAAGGGCCAGAACCCCAACGCCUCCUUCGGCGAGGUGUCAAAGAUCGUGGCGUCCAUGUGGGACAGCCUGGUGGACGAUCAGAAACAGGUUUACAAGAAGAAAACAGAAGCUGCCAAGAAGGAGUACUUGAAGGCGCUGGCAGCUUAUAAAGCCAGCCAGCUGUCACAGUCAGCUGCUGUGGAGACAGAGAGCUCUCCAGCUGUGGUGAAUCUGAGCCCUGCAGCCCCUCCUUCCGCCGGCCAGCAGGCCUUUCUCCUGCCCUCUGCUAACAGCAGCAUGGACGCCAGUAUCUGCGCCUCAAACAUCAUCCUGGACGUCCCAGAGGUGGCCCCGCCCUCCCACUCAGGGGCAAACCAAGCCGUCGCGCCAGCCGGCGUCCUGCCUCCAUCCCAGACCAUCACCAAGAUCAUCAUCCCCAAGCACCUGCUGCAAGGCGGGGGUCAGGUGGUGACCCUGCUGUCCGGCGGGGUCUGCGCCACGCAGCCGACCCUCCUGGUGUCGAGCGCCGCCCGUCAGCCGCCGCCUCUGCAGCAGAUGCAGAACGCGCCGCCCCCGCCGCGGCUCCAGCAGAUGGCGCCGGCCCCGCCGCCGCUACAGGCCAAGCCCAGAGAGGGAGCGACGACGCUGAGCCAACCGGUCACCUUCGCGGCGACGUCGCCCCCGCCGCUCCAGAUCAAAAUAGUCCCGGCGUCCGUCCAGGACCGAUUGGCCGCCACCGUCCUGGUACCCAGCGCAGCGGCAGCGGCUGCGCCGGUGCAGGCGGCGCGAAUAGAGAACUCUGCUGCAGCUUCAGGCGACGACGACGUCACCGAGGUGCUGGAUUCAGACGAGGACGUGAUGGAGGUGAGCGCGUCCGCCGGCGCCGCCUCGGCGAAGAGCAUGUGCGUGAGAGCGGGCUGCACCAACCCAGCCGUGGACAGCGACGACUGGGACAAGGAGUACUGCAGCAACGAGUGCGUGGCCACCCACUGCAAAGACGUCUUCAGGGCGUGGUGCUCCAUCCGGAACCAGAACCUCGGGACGGUGAAGUGAAGAGCGCCGCUCACACAGACACAGCAGCGGAUUGUUUUUGCCCAGUGACACUAGAUGGGUUUAAAAAAAAAGCGGGACUGAAACGAGGAUUAUGGGAUGGUUGUUGUCACUGCUUCGUAUGUAAAUUGUAGUCAAACAGUUUAAGAGAAAAGCUCGCGUGAGUAAAAGCGAUCCAGAACUGGAGACGACCAUUCCUCUCCUCUGCUGCUGACCUGGUCACAGAAAUCUUGUUUCUGCUGAGCGUGCGGGUCAGCCGCCAGAGGACCUAAAGGCAGCUAGUCAAGCUUGGACUUUUACACUUUAGACUUUUUUUUAGGACAGCAAAGGAGAAAAGUUCCCUGUGACUGAUUUUAACAGAUCCAGAUGUGUUCAGAUGAAGAGGCCUUCCUCCUGUUCUAUGCGUUUGGUUCUGAUCACAGCUUUUCACGACGAGUAAUGCCUUAAACUUUCUUUUUUUAUGUAAAAAAUUUUAACCAGGCAGUUUAGUGGUUUCUAAAUAUUCAGUUCUUAUAUGUUGUUUUAUAAUAAACAUGAAAAGCCCCAAACGGA